This is a messenger RNA of Toxotes jaculatrix (banded archerfish), 1027 nucleotides long. RefSeq lists its product as uncharacterized. The record is from RefSeq and is a predicted model, not a curated record. Lineage: Eukaryota; Metazoa; Chordata; Actinopteri; Toxotidae. The coding region runs from base 40 to 993 and encodes 317 amino acids. Gene Ontology annotation, biological process: regulation of transcription by RNA polymerase II. The transcript has 5 exons.
CCUAAACAGGGAGUGUCCAGUGUGUGUGUGUGUGUGAGGAUGAGUGGCGGUAAAAAGAGGAGUGGCUUCCAGAUCACCAGCGUCACAUCAGACUUAAACCAAACUCCAACCGGCCAAUCAGCUCCCAGCGUGGUCCUGACUGUCCUCCAAACUGAGACCUCCUCCUGCAGCCCUCAGAGAAGCUCCUCCCAGCCAACCACGCCCUCUCUGAGGAGAAAAUACAUUUCCCAUGAUGCACUGGGACAGGGGGCAGGGUCUUGCUCCAGGUUCAGGGUGGUGCGACUGGCGGUGGGCGGAGCUGUCAACUGUGGGCGGCGUGAGUCGUAUCGCCGCGGGCGAUGGACAUGCACUGACUUCAUGGAACAGCUGGAGGGGGCGGGGUUCAGACGUGUGAUAGAAAACAUGAGACACGCCCACUCGCUGGAGUCAUUGGAUCUGAUUGGCCGGGACAGAGGCAGAGGCGGAGCCCAAUCACAGGACACAGCUCAACCAAUAAGAGGCAGGCAGGGAACGGGGCUUGUCCUGCGCAGUGGACCACCCUCCCCGACACACCAGGAGCCAAUCACCAUCCAGCCCCUGAACCAAAGGCAGCCAAUGGGAGAGCAGGGUUUAGACUCCACCCCUCUCCCACGUUUGUCUCGCACACAAAACAUCCCUCCUUCUCUACGAUUGGACGUCAAGACCCGAGGACAGUCUGUCCUAAGACUGUCUCACUCUCAGCCCAGCUCACCCCCUGCUGGAUCGUACCAUCCCACUCUGGACCAAACCAUCUUCAGCUCAGUGGACGACAGUACCUCCAGUCACAGUCUGGUCGCCCUUGACAACAGGAUCGAGCAGGUCCUGGACCUGGUAAAGAGUCACCUGAUGCUGGCGGUGAGGGAGGAGGUGGAGCUUCUGAGGGAACGAAUCAGAGAACUUCAGGAGAAGAACCAACAUCUGGAGAGAGAGAACCACAUCCUGAGAACACUGACUCACAACAUACACACAACAUAACACACACUAACACACAGUACACACUGAUGAGGCC